Molecule: messenger RNA, 4671 nt
Organism: Lingula anatina
Lineage: Eukaryota; Metazoa; Brachiopoda; Lingulata; Lingulida; Lingulidae
Product: E3 ubiquitin-protein ligase HECW2
Biological process (GO): regulation of dendrite morphogenesis; protein ubiquitination; ubiquitin-dependent protein catabolic process
Cellular component (GO): cytoplasm
Molecular function (GO): ubiquitin protein ligase activity; protein binding
Source: RefSeq, a predicted model, not a curated record
UCUAAGCUUAGUCUUGUUUAGUAGAUUAUAUAGAUAUUCUCACAGCAUAUCUCUGAGUUUAUGCAUUUGCCCUUUUUAUCAAACAAUUUAGCGUUGAAUUUUUUCAAGUUAAUUAUUUUUAUACCUGUCUCUUCAAAAUCCCGAUAUGACCCAAUUUCCGGUCAAUAGUGUUUGUUGAUUACGGAAAAUUCCCCCUUAAAGCAUGACACAAGAAACGUAGCAACUGAACUAUAGUUUAUGAAGCUGGAAGUAUAUGCGAAAUAAAACCUCCACACUAAGAAGAGAAAUAGCUGUUGCCACAUGCGUACAUCAUAAUAAUCAAAAUGGCAGCCAAUUCUUUCACUAGAGCGAGAAAACGCUCCAACACCGACAGUGCACAGGAGGAUGUCCGAAUCAUUCAACGAAUUCAUGCAAAUCACAAACUGUCCAAUGGGAGGCAACAGGGUGGACUGACUAACCAAUCACGCGCCAACAGUGACACAAACAUUAACGUAAUUCAGGAUUACUCUCGGUUGGAAGUAAAUCGGAGGGAGUACACGUUGGGUUUAGGGGAGCUGCUCACAGUCAGGUGGCACAUUACUGAGGAGACUGAUGCCGAGGAUUGGAUAGGGCUGUACUCUGUGGACACAGAAGAUCCCCAGGCAUUCUAUGACUACAGGAAGAGAGGGGUCGGCGGGAGCAGUAACGGAGAAAUCUACUGGUCCAUUGAUGAGCAAGAGAGUGAGUUCACUCAGUUGGAGACCAAGGUAUGUCUGAAGUAUUACCAUGGUCCUAGCUGUACACUGAGAGCUGCCACGCCCACCAUUACAGUCCACAACCCUGCUGCUGCAGCACAGGGGGCAUGCCAGUCCCAGGGGACAGAUACCCAAGAAGAGCCCAACCCACAAGACCUUGUAAGAUUUACCAUAUCAGAUUUACAAGCCAAGUACCUGAAGAAGGGAAUGUUCUUCAACCCUGAUCCCUAUGUGAAGGUCACCCUGGCGCCAGGAGGUCACUUCAACUGCCGCCAUCUUAUCCACCAUGGUCAACACAGCCGAACCACCAUCAUUCCUAAUACUACUAACCCAGUGUGGAGGGACCAGAACUUUGCAUUUGAUGCACUGCCGAGUGAUGUGUUGGAGUUCAAGGUCAAGGACAAGUUUGCCAAGAGUCGCCCCACUCUGAGUCGCUUCCUGGGCAAGUUGACGGUGCCAGUCCAACGGCUGGUUGACAGGGCAGAGCAAGGUCCUGCGACCUUGACAUUGAACUUGAUGAGUAGGACGCCCUCUGACAGUGUUAGUGGUCUUCUGGAGUUCACAGUAACUGUAUCAUCCGAACCAGGCACAUACAGGCGCAGGAAGCAUGGUGCCCACCAGCUCAACUGUUGCAGUUCUGUCAACAGCGGUGCCAGUGAGCGACCUCGUGUGCUUUCACAGGAGAGUAUAGAAAGUAACAGCAGUGAUCAGAGUAGUGCAGCAGCUGGGAUAUCCUUAAGCGCGCUGUCACGUGGACGUAUCCCAGACUCCUUUGAAAUUCCACAAACCACCAGUCUUCACACAGUUCCAAAUAUCGAGUGUGCGUCCAGUCACAGUUCCUCAACAGAGGGCAGUCCUGCUGCCACAAGACAAGCCACUGGGGCUCCAAUGUCCACAAAAAGACUUGUGCAUUUAGAGGCAGCAGCCGUUGACAGAGUGCGCUGUGAGAACGAAUACACUGUGGUGCCAGGAGUCAGUGAUAAUACCAUUGAGACCCCGGCCACAGGGAACAAUACAGCAUUAACUGGAACUGCCAGUAACAAUACAACUGAGCUCAGAACCUCUAGCACCGGUGGUGAUUCAGCAGUGUGUGAGACCAGUGGUGCAACCGGUGAUGGGGCAACAGCUCUGCCCCCUGGUGGUGAUGGUGACAUUGCAGAUGGAUCAUUACGAGAUCCUGAAGCUUCCAGCAGUCCAGUGAUGUUUAACUUGGAAGGAAACCCUCCCAAGCAUCGUGGCGUUCGUGUGAGCAGUACCAGUAGUGUUGGAGAGGAGGGAGGGGGCGAGCAGGUCCCCGAUUUAUACGAGAUACGCUUUAGACAGCAGCUACAGUCGGUAGAUGCCACGCCAGAGAGUGACGAUGAUGACAUCAUGGUUGAAGAAGCACAACAUGAGGGGCUAGGGUCGAUUAAUGAGCAAAAUGAGCUUGAGGAGUCUGAGGACACUCUUGCCACUGAUCAAGAUGACCAGUUAGGCCAGGAUGAGGGUAGCCAUCAGAGGGACAGAAAUCCUAGACAGAGCAGCAGUAGCAGUUUGUCCAGUUCCAGCAGUUACAGCAGCAGUAACAGUGAUACAUCAGUCAGCAGGGUGGCACCUGCUGCAACUGUAACCGUGGACAACAGCAACUCAACUCCAGGUGUCAGCACCUUAUCAGCUCAGCUAGCCAGGAUACCCUCAAUUCAAUCUCAGGCUUUUCCAGCAGAUGGCACUAUCACUGUGUCCAAUCUUAAAACUAGACAAAGGCAAGUGGCCUCUGAAAGAAAUGAAUUAAGUAACUCAGCUGUAGAUGGCAGCAGUAGUAGUAGCAGUUCCCAGCAAAAUGUGACUGGUGCGAGUGGAAGUCAAAGUCCCUCAGGGUCUGAAAUAAGUUCAAGGUCAAACAAAGCAAGGGCAAGGUCAGCAUCUGACAAUUCACCCAGUACAGUUAAGCCAAGGACACGGAAGACAGCAUCAGUUACAUCACCGAGGUCUUUGUCUGAGAGAGAUUCUGCUGAGGGGGAGGACACUCCUGAUGGCCGCAGUGGGAGAUAUAACCUGGUGGCGGCUCAGGAGAGGGAGAGGAAUCGUAUGCACAUCCAGCAACAGCUCAGAAACUGGCAGCAAACUAUACAAGAGGGUGAGGCCGCCAGCAACUCUACACCUUCUAGGCUGGGAGGCUCGCGUAGACAGUCAUGGCAGAAUAUUCUACAUCGAUCACAACACACGCACAACCACGUGGCAACGCCCCUCUCCCGCCGCAGCCACCAAUGUACCACCUCCUGUUCAGAGACUGAACUCCAUUAGUGAUGAGCAGAGAGAGCAGCUGGAUAGAAGGUACCAGAGCGUACGUCGUACCAUGUCCCAGGUAGACAAUGACGAGGCCAUGGCUGCCUCAGCCUCUCCUACAGUUGUACCAGUAUCGGGAAUUACAAGAACAGUUCCACCAGCAACAUCAACGACUCCUACAGUAGGAGUGGCAACAACCUCAACGACAACAGCAGGAUCAACAGCCUCCAGUAGUACAGCCUCCUUGCAGUCCAACCAGACUGGGCAACAGCAGCCUGUGCGACCACAUGUUCGCACAUUGGGACGCGCGCUGAUGUACAUGCCAGCUGUGAAGUUCUUAACAAGAACAGAUUUCUUUACAAUCCUCCAAGCUAAUGAGGCAGCUAUAGCAGAAUACAAUAGGAACGGUACACUGAAACAUAUGGUCACCAGGAUUAGGAGAGAUCCACAUAACUUUGAGAAGUAUCAACACAACAGGGAUUUAGUGGCAAUGCUGAAUAUGUUUGCUUGUCCUAGUCUAGAGCUGCCAAGGGGAUGGGAGCAGAAGUUUGAUAAGACAGGAAAGGCAUUCUUCAUCGAUCACACAUCCAAGACAACGACAUUCAUCGACCCGAGGCUCCCCCUGGAGGCAGAUUUGAUGCCCGCAGAUCAUCUGAGAGGAGCACUUGGGAGGAAUAGGGAGGUCACCAGUGCUCCACCUGUCCCCCCAAGGCCAGCCAGUACUGAGUCUCCCAAUCCAAGAACCCAAGAAGUUCCCACAGCUUACAAUGAGAAGGUGGUGGCUUUCCUCAGGCAGCAGAACAUCAGUGAGAUCCUACAGGAGAGAUACUCCAGUUUUGACCAGAACACGCGGCUCAAGAACAAGGUGGCCCAGAUCCGAGCAGACGGCAUUGAGACUCUGGAUAGACUGUCCAAUGACAUGGAACUCAUUCUGCUACUCAGCCUGUUUGAGCAGGAGAUAGAGUCAUUUGUCCCACCCAGUGUUGCCUUCACGUCGUCCGCGGGACGAUCACCUCGGGGCUCCCCAGGGGGCUCUCCACAAGCCUCACCAGCUGCACAAAGGUCCAAUGUUAGGGUUCCAGCACCAUACAAAAGAGAUUUUCAUGCAAAACUGAGGGCAUUCUAUCGCAAAUUGGAGUCCAAAGGAGUAGGCAUGGGACCGGGCAAGAUUAAGAUGACAGUACGCCGAGACCAUGUGCUGGAGGACUCCUUUAAUAAGAUCAUGUCCAUCCCUAAGAAAGAUUUAAGGACUAACAAGCUGUAUAUAGCAUUCCAUGGGGAAGAAGGGCUGGACUAUGGAGGACCUUCUAGAGAGUUUUUCUUCCUUCUGUCCAGAGAGUUGUUUAACCCAUACUACGGACUGUUUGAAUACUCUGCCAAUGAUACCUAUACAGUGCAAGUGAGCCCCAUGUCAACAUUUGUAGAGAACUAUAAGAACUGGUUCAGAUUUGCUGGUCGCUGCCUAGCUCUGGCUGUGGUCCACCAGUACCUGAUGGAUGCUUUCUUCACACGGCCAUUUUACAAGGCAUUGUUAAAACUUCCGCCAUCCCUGAGUGACCUGGAGACAUUGGAUCCAGAGUUUCACCAAAGUCUGCUGUGGACCAAAGAUAACGACAUCACAGACCUCGGCCUUGACCUGACCUUCUCUGUAGACGAGGAGAUGUUUGGACAG